UAUUUGCAGAAUUAUGAACUUUGUCACUACAAUGAUCAACAUUUGGUAUUUUUUCUUUUUCUGAAAACAAUGAAAUGUGCUAUUGUGGUGAAUCAUGCAGCAAAGUUUGGAUAGGGGUGUUGCCUAGUAACUCCAUUUUGCACUUUUGAGGAUACAAGCUACUACAAUGGAAAGCAUGCAGCAGUCUGAGAGGAUUUAUAGUUAUGGCGUAGAUAUGAUGUGAUGUGUGGAUUGGGUCAGCGUGACUCACCUGUACAUGGGACAGCUGAUAAGCCCAUGAGCAGAUCAUCAUUUCAGAUUUGAGCCUGUUCCCAUCGCACUCUUGAGAUGACAACCACACAGCAGACUCAGCACAAGUUUGAAUAAACAGUUACUUGAUGGUAACUUGACAACUGGGUUAUCAAAGUCAAAGAGACCCUCUAUGGACCCAAGCACUUCCACCUCUAAUGCUCAAAACCCAGAACCUCAGGAUGACUUAGAAGAACCCGAGAGGAUGGAGAGAGGCCAGUCAAUAACUACAGAAGAACCAUUCCAAGAAACCCCAGAAACCACACCCCAUACCCCCCCUGUCACCGCCCAGUACUACAGUGUUAUGGAAGAUGAAUGUCCUGAUGAGCUCUUUAGAUCACCUUCACUUGCAUCCCGCUUGGAACCAAAAGAGGGCAGCACAUGUGAGGCAGCAGCCACUGACCAAAGUGUCAGCCAGAGGUCAUUUGACGGCACAAAGGCUAACGCUAAUCCCGAGUGCUUAGACUGGCACCAUGGGGAGAAGCAGUUAAUGACAAGUCCCAGCCAGGUGAAUGAGGAGAUGGAAAAUGCUUCACCCACUUUUGAGGAAGUUGUUCGGACUGACUGUUCAAGUGAGAUACACUGCGUGGGACAAGACCAAGGACUCCUGGAAGACAGACUGAGGAUUCAAGAGUGUUGUCAUUCUACGGACGGGGAAGCCAAAGAAUAUAAAAAUGAUGGGGUGCCUGAAGAUCAAAUGUUGGAUGAUCAGGAUCAGGAAUUAAAAUUAGUAAAGGACACCAAUCUUCUGGAUGAAACUGGAUUAAACCAUCACAUUCAAAAUAUUGAGCGAUUUAAUCUAGCAUCUGUUGACACUGAAGACAAUCAAAACACAAGUGAAGUUACCUUAACACAAAGUCGAGACAACUCACACAAAGAAGGGACAGAUAACCCACUUGAAGAUGCAUUGGAUAGUGAUCUCAAAGGAUAUGACUGGGUAAGGAGAACAGGAGUGGAAGAUGAUGAAGAGGAUCUCUCUACUGAGAACAGAGGACUGGACAAGGAAGAGGAGUCAGCUGGGAUAAUGUCAGAUAGUAGGUUAGCAACUGAAAUCUUGCAAGGUGAAAACCUGCUGCAGCGUUUGCAGCUAGUUCAACAGCGACAAGAUUUGGAUGAGAUUUGUUUGCAGACUCCAAAACUAGAGGAUGAUACGAAGACAAAUGUAGCACCAGAAACCAUUCAAGAAUUUCAAGAAGGAUCAGAUCAGACCCAAACUGGAUCACCUUUGUUGACUAUGACAGCACAAUUUGAACAUUGUAGUAUUCAUAAAACAGAAAUUGUUCAUUGUAAUAAACAAAGUGAUACCAGAUGCUUUGUAGUUGUGACAGAAACUGGCACAGAUGAAGAUCUUUGCAAGCAAUUAGAACAAGACGUGUCAAAAAGUCAGUCAAAAGCAGCGCAAAUUGUUGGAAUACACCAACUGACAGCAGAAUGUGAUUUAGAAGACAGAUGUUAUAUGGCGAGCAAAAUAAUGUAUGAAGAAGAUGUUUGUACACAGGAAAAGACUCAGAGCCAUAAUGAGAGUGACAAACAACAAGAAGAAGAAAACAGAGAUGCAGAUUACAUUGAUGGAAUUUGGAAAUCCAAAGAUGAAAACAGAAUUCCUUUUCCUCCCUGCCACAGACUUUCAGCUGCAGAGACCUUCAUGGAGAAACAGCUACAAGAAUCAUCUCAGAUCAAGCCAGAUCUGCAGAGAGCAGAAGGAGUCUUUGAUCUGACUGAAAAUCCAGACAUACUCGAAAUUCCCUUUAAGACUGAUGUCUGUCUGGAGCCCCUCCCCACAAUAAAAGACUCUGGUCCAGCAGAAGAUUGGCACUUCUCAGAGCAGAAGAUGCAGAAGGACAUCAGUCAAGACAUGCAGAGGGAGAUGGUACUGGUGAACUUAGGGAAGAUCCCAGGAGAGUACAGCAAAGGGGAGAGUCGGCACAUGAAGGACACAAAGCUUCUGUUUGAAGCGUUCCAGCAGGUGAAGACAGAGGGUCCAACAAGGAUCAAAAAACCUGUGGCCUCACUGCCUAAAAGGCCAGUCUACCCCACUGUGCUGGAGCGAACACGCAGCCUAGAGAUGUUUUCACAAAAAACCUCUCCAGUGUGGAGAACACAUUCAUUCCGCCUGGUGUCAGCCUCCGAAAAGGAGAAAUAUCCUGAAACAUUCAGGCCACUGAGUCCGUCUAUAAGAGACAAACCUCGUUUAAGUCCCUACCCCAAACAUGAAAAACACACACGCAUGCAUAAAAGCAUGGACUCCAUCAGCACGAGUCCAACAUCUACAGGAGACAGAAGAACCAAGCCGGAACCAACCAGGGAAGGUUCUCCACUCCUAAAGGAAAAUCCCUUCUUUAAACUGCGUCCAGCCUUGUCUCUACAGCCUGAAGUGGAGAAGGACAUCAGGGAGGCAAAGAAACGAGAAGAAGAGCUGCACAAACAGAGGUCUAGUCUGUACGGCGAGAAGAGGCAGGGCAGCAGAGAGGAGGGCAUGUCCACAGCUAAGCUUAAACCAGAUCCUACACUUAAGACCGCAGGUCGACUGGAGCGUGUGUGGCCUCCGCCUUCCAAGAAAGAGCCCACCAAAGCUGAGCAGCAGGAGGUCAAAGUUCAGCGAGGUCACAGAGCCGCUCUUUGGCAGCGCUGGGAGUCGGGGUUCAUCAAUGGGCAACCAACCAACCACAACAAGUGAGGACUGAUGGGACUAAAUAGUUCAGUGAAAAGACUUGCUUAGAUCCCAGUAGGAAGAAAUCUCAGUGAUACAAUCAUUGGAAGAAUAUGUUGGAUGUGAGCAAAGGUCUACUGACAGUUUGGUUUGUGUUGCGUUGUGUUAAUUAAGGAAAGGUACCUGAUGUAAAAUCAGUAGUCCAAACAUAUGUUCUUGUAAUUAUUCUCCAUAGCAAUGAGUUUAUGGUAAUGUUAACUGGUUUGUAUACAAUAAUGCAAACAGCACAUGGCUGUCUCAUUUUGGCCCUGCAUUAUAUGGGCAUUUUUUCUUUUACUUUAAUACAUGCAAAAAUCAUGUACAAACCCUUUUAAGGUGCAGCUGGAGUAGUGAUUGGA
Molecule: messenger RNA, 3336 nt
Organism: Boleophthalmus pectinirostris (great blue-spotted mudskipper)
Lineage: Eukaryota; Metazoa; Chordata; Actinopteri; Gobiiformes; Gobiidae
Exons: 4
Coding region: 422-2965 (847 amino acids)
Source: RefSeq, a predicted model, not a curated record